AUGUCCAAACGCACGGCAUCCGAGUCUUAUGAUGAACCUACCCCAAAAUGUGUCAGGAAUCAUGAAGAGGCCAUCAAUGAAGAGGUGGAAGUAUCGAAGUACUUCUUAGAUCAUCGUCCUUUAACUCACGUGCUUCAAUCCCGGCUGCCAACGCAGCCAGAUUACGACCCUUUCCCUGAGCCUGAAUCUCUUCAAAUUGGUGACGAGAUAGAAGUGUGUGCAGGAGAGUACAUGGGGAAAUGCGGGAUCGUGGUGUGGUUUCCUGUGGGGGGGACCAUGCUGUGGUUCCGUACUAGUGACAAUAUCAAGGAUCAGCUUAUCAAAGUCCCCGCAGCAUGUGUACAACACAUUCGACCCUUCAAGACUCUCCUCUUUACCAAGGAAAGAGGUUAUGACAUUAAGCCCAGAGACAUUGUGACUGUCGCCCGUGGGCCAGAGUUCCAGAUGAAAGGGGUUGUGCAAAGCGUGGAUUUUUUAAAUGUGUGCUUGACCCUGAUAUCUGAGAGUAAUCACUCACUUGUUAAAGUUCCUAUCGGAUUCGUCAUGAAAGUAUCCAACGUGAACCCGGACUCAUUUUGCAAUAUCAUUGGGAAAAAGGUUUUCAUCAUUAAAGGUCCUUGGAAGGGUUACAGGGCAAUGCUAUACCAGCUCGCUCACGAUGAAUGCUCCAUUUCUUUACCCGGGCAAGCGCGUAUCACAAUCAAAUGUGAGGAGGUUGCUACUAGCAAGACCCCUCCACCUGACCCUGUAGUCCCACCCGAACUUGGCUCCAGCAAGUGGUCUGACUGGUCCAGCCAUAACAAUAUUGAUUUGACAGAUGGUGUCAAGACAUACAACCCUUGGGUUGCUAACAAUGCAGAGGAUGUCAAGGACGCAAUUGCAGACAGAAUGGAGAAGCUCCGAAAAGGCAGCCCGUUAUCUUGGUUGAUGAACAAAGAGUUUGCAUUGAAGUUAACUGAGUAUCAUGUGGUGUUUAAAGUUUCACCAAGUUUCAUGGGAGGCAGGCUGCACAAUUGUUUUGUGUCGACAGCUUGUCCUGACCCGUUCUGUGGUAACAAUGGACCCGCACCUGAUGGCUACGUCGCGACUCUGCUCAUUCCUUCCUCCGUCCGACUUGAGUUAUCCUCUCGUCGACCUCCGCUCAUCUUAGGAUUGAUUCCUAUAGACUUGUCACCUCCGCCUCUACCUUUGUCUUACCUCUCAUUCCCGAAUGUCUGCCGGAAUUCCCAUGCAUCGGACAUCGGACUCCAGACAUCACCCGACGCCCUCCGGACAUCAUCCGGUAACCUUCGGACAUUGUUCGACAGCCUUCAGGAAGUUAGGGGCACGUACUCGGGUAAGGGGCGCAGUGCACAAGCUGAAGCCAAGCCCUUCGGAUUUGACCCUUGA
This is a messenger RNA of Suillus fuscotomentosus, 1389 nucleotides long. RefSeq lists its product as uncharacterized. NCBI's taxonomy places the organism in Eukaryota, Fungi, Basidiomycota, Agaricomycetes, Boletales, Suillaceae. The transcript has 8 exons. Bases 1 to 1389 code for a protein of 462 amino acids. The record is from RefSeq and is a predicted model, not a curated record.